Messenger RNA from Zophobas morio, 3179 nucleotides. RefSeq lists its product as uncharacterized. The transcript has 12 exons. The coding region runs from base 84 to 3122 and encodes 1012 amino acids. Lineage: Eukaryota; Metazoa; Arthropoda; Insecta; Coleoptera; Tenebrionidae. The record is from RefSeq and is a predicted model, not a curated record.
GUGCUGUUAAAUUACAUUAGAAAUCUCGUGACAGUCUUAUGAGUACAUAGAAAAAUGUAAAUAAAUCUUAUCUUGAAACGAAUAUGCCAUCGGACGUUGUAACUAUCGCUGUAUCGACAGGAAUCGGAGUAAGUGUAAUUGCAGGAGUACUUUCUGGUGUUUGCUAUGUGCUGGUCCAAGGCUUUGCACGAAAAAGAAGUCGAAAACCGUCGUUGCAGUGGUAUUGUGCUGUUUGUGGAAGUUAUCUUCGUUCAAGGUUAAAUGAAGAAAAAGUCAAAAUUGUGAUAUGUUCAGCAUGCGAAGAAAGAGUGUGCAAACAACGUUGCUCAAAAAGAAAUUAUGCCAAACAAGAGUGGAUAUGUUACACUUGUCUGAAACGACCCUCGAUAGUGCAAAAUAUUCGUAACGUUUUCUGCUUACCUUAUAAAAAUUUGAACUGGAUGAAGAAUAUGGUUUCUAAUCAAAGUGGGCAAACUGAAAAUAAAUUAGAAAAUGCCCAUGCACACUCUUAUCACGAAAAAGAAUAUGUGCGGGACUUUAUAGAGAAGUUAAUUUCUACUAUUAUAGGAGGGAGUGUAGAUGAAGCCAGUAUAUCCAGAGUUUAUAAUGACAAAAGUUAUGAUUCCUUCAUCGAAAAAUUCCACAGAGAUUUAAGCGAAGCCAUUACUAAUCUGAGUUCAGUUUUACAAAUUUCUAUGAAAAAUGCAUCGUUUACAGAACAGACACCAUCUUCAGCCCACACCAGUUUAAAGCUUUUAAUUGAAAAAAUUUUACGUGAAGCGACACGGCUGCCUCGCUUUCGUAAGCCAGUAAAUCAUACUGUAGCGACAGAAGAACGAACGUAUGAAGAUCUAUUGGCAACUGCCAUUUUAAAUAAGAUAAUUAAUAAACAAGAAAAUUAUCUGUCCUGGUCGUCCGAAGCCAGUACCUCAGACGAUAAAAUCAGUAAGCAAAAGUAUGUGGAAGACACAACAGAAGACAGUAAAUGGAGACAGCUAGAUUCAACUUCCAUUUCAAGUAUAGACGACUACUUAUACAGUGAUUCUAGUCAUGGUUCAUCUAAAUACGUUGAUCGCAUAUCUUUGACGAUUAAACAACGAAUUGAAGAAAUUCCGUCUAAAGUGGAACGUGAGGUUGAGGAUGAUGAGGUGGAUUAUUCCUAUGAAAAUUACUCUUCUGGAUUAAAUAACGAUCAACAUAACUGGUAUUUACAGAAACCUCAAAUUUAUGAGACAAAUUCACCCGUGCCUGUACCUAUGUUGGUACCGAACUCAUUAACGUCUGCUAAAGUUUUGAUAGGUGAUAAAGAAGUCGAUGAUACCUCAGAUUUAUCUGAUGCAAACUCUGAUGACGUCAAUGUAAAUUCUCAAAUUCAAGAAUUGAUAGUUGAUUCAGCAGUAAAAAAAAUCCUCUCAGAAGAAGAAACAUCCUUUGAUUCAGGUGUUCGAGAAGAUAGAGACGACUAUAAUGAAAUCAUUACCAUUAAUUGGGAUGAUAUCAGUGAAAAUUUAGAGGACGUUUCGUUAAUUUCUGCAUUCAGUGCCGAAAAAGAUGCAGAAUAUUUAGAAAAAUUUUCGUCUCUCCCAACCACACUGUACAGAAGAUCAGUAACAAACUCACAGCAGGUACCAUCGUCACUGGGGCUGGAACACUCUCAUAUCGAUAAUCAAAUUGCACAAGAACCGCUGAAAGAUCCAAGCAGGAAUAAAACUGAUUUGUCAGUUUUUCAAGGAAGUUACAGCCAAAAAGACAAAGAAAAAUGGAAUCAUCCUGUUACCAUUCCAAACAAUCCAUAUUCAUCAGAGAAUAUUCAAAAAAGGAUUGAAACAAAUCAGAGAUAUGGAAGAGACUAUUAUACCAAGCAAGCUGGUUUACCGUCAGGAAGAACAAAACCUGAUGAGAAUGACAACUUUUCUUGGACACCUUAUGAAGGCUCAUUACACCGUGCUGAUCCAGUAGCAAUAACAGACGAUGAAGAAGAAACCAUGAAAAACAAUCUCGACUGGAACGUAAAUGAUCAACAACCUGAAGAUAGCUCCGAUUUAAGCAUUGUUCAAUGUUAUAAUGUCCAAAAUUCUAAAAUAUAUUAUGAACCCUCUCAUGAUAAUAAAACAAAAUAUGAAGUUCAGGUUAAUAAAAAGGAAAUUGUGUCUCCUGAAUUAGAUAAUUUUCAAGAUAAUGAACGUACUUUAGAAAUUCAGGUUAAUAAAAAAGAAAUUGUUGCUGCUGAGUUAGACUUUAUUACUUAUAGUAAUACAAAUUCUAACGUAGAUUUUGGGAAGAAUUUAGUAAAAGAACCAAUUGCCGCAUUUAAUGGUAACAUGGACAAAGAAAGUGAAAAAGAAUAUGAAGCUAAAGUUAUUUCUUCCCCAAAAAUUAGCAACAAUUUACCCAGCGCUCCAAGAAAAAAUGAAGAAAAUCAAGACAACCGAACUUUAUUUGUUUCUUCUAAAAAAUCGGACAAUACUUGGAUAAAGAAAAUUUACUCAAAUCCAGUCGUUCGUAAUUUUGCACUAACAAAUCGAGACCAUGUUCCAUGGAUAACGGACGAAGGAGGCAGCAAAACAAAAAAUAAAUCCCCAGAAGAUGAAAGAAAUAACACAGUAGCAUCAAGUUCAGGAGUAAAGAUCGUAGAGUCUAUAACGGAUAAUUCUGUAGAUCUUUCUGAAAGUAAUAACUUGGAAAAAGAUACAAAUAAUCAUGACAAGGAGGAAUUAUCGGCGACACAUAAUUUUAGCCUGGAGUUUUCUGAUAGUGACUGGGGUAAAGAAGAAUCCGUGACGACAUACGAUAAUGACUGUAAUGAGUUAAAAGAGAGACGUCUUGUUGCUAACAGGUUGGGUGAAUUUUCAAAAGCGUUUCCAAACUUAAUGAAGACACGUUCAGUUAGUACUCAUCAGCUCAAACGAAACGUGAGAACUCUUUUAAGUGAAGAUAUAGAACAAAAACAAGUGGAAAGCACAGAGUCAUAUGAAGGAUUGAUUUCUGUUAAAGACCUAAAGAAACUUUUUGAAAAAAAUGAAAUUGUUCAGCAGAACAAGAAUAAACCAGUGCAUAGUCUAACAGCAAGGAGUAUUUCAAAGGAAGUAAAACAAAAAUUAAGUAAUUACGAUAACAAUUAAUCAUGUGAUAAUUUUAAAAUGUACAUACAACAAUCAAUCACCUUGUUAUCAAAACAA